Messenger RNA from Mycosarcoma maydis (corn smut), 249 nucleotides. RefSeq lists its product as uncharacterized. Gene Ontology annotation, biological process: attachment of spindle microtubules to kinetochore. Bases 1 to 249 code for a protein of 82 amino acids. The record is from RefSeq and is a predicted model, not a curated record. Gene Ontology annotation, cellular component: DASH complex. Lineage: Eukaryota; Fungi; Basidiomycota; Ustilaginomycetes; Ustilaginales. The transcript is spliced from 2 exons.
AUGCUUCCGCAAAUCCCGACAAAUGCAACGUCGCUCACGACAAAGGAGAGGCACUAUGCGCAACUCGCAGCAAAGCUAGGGACGCUAGCCAAUUCGUUCGAGAUCACCAAGCAGCAUCUCAAUCUGGCAGCAGAGCAAGCUUUCUACAUGCGCAAACUUGGGAUUGCGCAAGCAUCCACAUUCAUGGCAGUGCUCCAUGAAGUCGAUCGGGAGCAAGAUGCACAUUCCACUGAUGAGGCGCCGCAGUAA